CACGAAACUGGGCCACGUCUCUUCUCCCUCGUAACCCAGUGGUGCUCAGCAAAACCAGUUUUCUCUGCAUAACAAACUAUGGCAGCAAAUGCAGUUUAACACAAUGAAUUAGUUCUUCACUUUUGCCUAAAAUGGCCAAGCAAAAUUCUCCAUCACUGGUUGAAGUUGUAAAAGAAGUUGAAGAGCGGCAGCAUUUGCAGGCAUCAGAGAUAGAAAAAAGCAAAACCAUUCUUUUCCAAUUGCAGGCAAAGUUUCAGGAACUAGAAAAGGAAAUGAAUUCUAUUCUGUUAGAAAAAAAGACAACAGAAAAGGAAAUACAUCUGCAAGAUGAUGCCAUAGAAGUGACAAAAUAUCACUGUGAAAAUCUGGAGGCCCAAGUCAGAGCUCAGUAUACUGAAAAUUUAAAGCUGAAGUGUGAUGCAGAAGCAGUGCAAGAAGAAUUUGAGAUGAUACUUGCAAGAAAUAAUGAAUAUCGGGAAAAAAUAAAGAAUCAUAAACAUCUCUUUUGGGAGAUGGAUAAUAAAAUGCCAGUUAUGAUUGAGCUUGCUAAAAAGAAGGCUAUUGUUGAAGAAUUAAAGACAAAGAAAGAGGAGUUAAUGCGUGAUCUCCAGAAUCCAGAAGGAUCUGUAAUAAAACAAGUACAGGAAGAAAUUACACUUCUAAAAAGUGAAAUCACAACAUUGAAAGAUUUCAUCAAUCAAAAAACAGAUUUGCUGGAAGAAGAGAAAAAAAAGCAUGCUAAGCUUAGAAAAGAAAUUGAGGUACAGAAUAAAAGAUAUGAUGCUAUUUUAAAACGUUUGCAUUGCCAGCUGAACAAAGUCCAUUCAAAUAAAAGACAAUGGCACUGGAACAUUCAGCAGUUGGAGAAGAAGGCAACAGAACUAAGAAAGUGUCUUGGAGUAGUGGACUUACAAAAUAUAAUGUAACAAACAUAACAAAGCUAGAAUAUAGGUAAUCUUUUCCAGGCAGGGGAGGCUUUUUUUCUGCAAAUACUACAACUCUUAAAUAGCAUGGUAACUGGGCCAGACCUCAUUGAUUUCUUUCUUUUUAAAUUUUUUUGCACUUUCAUUUUCUAGACUAAACUAAAAUGGUUUUUUUGUUUGGUUGGGUUUUUUUGGUUUUGGGAGUUUUGUGUUGUUGGUUUUUGGUUUUG
Corapipo altera (White-ruffed manakin) is the source of this 1153-nucleotide messenger RNA. RefSeq names its product coiled-coil domain containing 122 (gene CCDC122). The transcript has 5 exons. The record is from RefSeq and is a predicted model, not a curated record. Bases 132 to 926 code for a protein of 264 amino acids. Lineage: Eukaryota; Metazoa; Chordata; Aves; Passeriformes; Pipridae.